CUCAUCCCUCCGGAGCCUGCUCAGUGGCUGGGACUCGCUGCACACGGGCUCCUGGAUGGGGCCAGGGAGGCCUCCUCCAGCCGGGAUGAGGAACUUGAAAGGAAACUCAUUGCCGGCUUCCUCCCGCUGCAAGCUGUGUGCGAUUCCCAGGUCCCCCAACUUCCCUGGGGACGUCGAGGACACACAAAAACCCUGUAUUGCCUGCCACUGAGAGCCAGGCCGGAUGGAUGCUGAGAACAGGAAGGGCGUGUGAGGAUUCCUCUGGCUUCGCCCUUGCUUCUGUUGCUGGUACCAGGUGCCCAGUCCCAAGGAGCCGUGACGAUGGAGGUGCUCCCCAAGGCCCUGGAGGUCGAUGAGAAGUCUCCAGAAUCCAAGGACCUGCUGCCCAGCCAGACUGCCAGCUCCCUGUGCAUCAGCUCCAGGAGUGAGUCUGUCUGGACCACUGGCCCCCGGAGUAACUGGGAAAUCUACCGCAAGCCCAUCGUCAUCAUGUCCGUGGGUGGUGCCAUCCUCCUCUUCGGUGUGGUCAUCACCUGCCUGGCCUACACCCUGAAACUGGGUGAAAAGAGCCUUAACGUCCUGAAGAUGAUCGGGCCUGCCUUCCUGUCUCUGGGCCUCAUGAUGAUGGUGUGCGGGCUGGUGUGGGUGCCCAUCAUCAAAAAGAAACAGAAGCAGAGACAGAAGUCAGUUUUCUUCCAGAACCUCAAGUCCUUCUUCCUGAACCGCUGAUGGCAGCCUCACCCUCUGUCCUCCCCAUCAACCUGCCACCUUGACCAGGAGGAGACCUGAUGACCAACGUCGAACAUCCCUGGCUCCUGAGGUGGUGAGGUUUGUCAUAAAACUGAUGCAGACAAACCCUCUUCUUCACUCCAUGGGAAAGAGCGAGGUCAAGGCUGCGUCCGCUGCGCGGCUGGGGGCACUGCUGGAUGAGCUCAUUCAGUCUCUGUUAUCACCGAUGCUUCUCUUAGAUCCUGACCGCAGCCAUCGCCUUUCACAGCUCUCAUCCUGGCAUCCUUACCCGUGCAUCCCGGUGUCACUCAUCCAACUCUCUCUGCCAAGCGCUGUGCAUGUUGGGAAAUUCCUUGGGGUGGGCUAUGCCCCAAGGACCUCCUGUUUACAUAUCUGAGUGCCUGAACUGGAUUUGCUUCCUUCUGUAACCCAAACUGACCAAUGGAGGUCCUUCAAGGAGGGGAGGGAAGUUCUGACCAUUGGCUUUGCCUGCCCCAGCUCUCCCUGUGGGCGAGAUACUGACCUGCAUUUCAAAAGACCAGAUGAGUCACAAGUAUCAAACAUUCCAAAGAGUGAGCAGUGAAGGGUGGCCGGGGGAAAACACUUUCCAAGAAGACACAUUUUCCCCUGGAAAUGGCUCUGGGUGUCGGCCAGUGAGGUACAGUAUUUACAC
This is a messenger RNA of Vicugna pacos (alpaca), 1402 nucleotides long. RefSeq names its product phosphoinositide interacting regulator of transient receptor potential channels (gene PIRT). NCBI's taxonomy places the organism in Eukaryota, Metazoa, Chordata, Mammalia, Artiodactyla, Camelidae. The record is from RefSeq and is a predicted model, not a curated record. Gene Ontology annotation, molecular function: phosphatidylinositol bisphosphate binding; transmembrane transporter binding. Gene Ontology annotation, cellular component: plasma membrane. Gene Ontology annotation, biological process: positive regulation of cation channel activity.